Babesia sp. Xinjiang is the source of this 1203-nucleotide messenger RNA. Its product is annotated as putative CDP-alcohol phosphatidyltransferase class-I family protein C22A12.10. The transcript has 3 exons. The record is from RefSeq and is a predicted model, not a curated record. Bases 1 to 1203 code for a protein of 400 amino acids. Gene Ontology annotation, molecular function: phosphotransferase activity, for other substituted phosphate groups. NCBI's taxonomy places the organism in Eukaryota, Apicomplexa, Aconoidasida, Piroplasmida, Babesiidae. Gene Ontology annotation, biological process: phospholipid biosynthetic process. Gene Ontology annotation, cellular component: membrane.
AUGGAAAGAUUCACACGCAUGAUACCAAAGGCAAACUUGCCUCACCUGAAGAAUUACAAGUUCCACUCAGGAUGCUCAACACCUCUUGAUAACAUAUUGAACCUUAUAUGGUGGAAUCCUAUCUCAAAUCUAGUACCAUAUUUCGUAUCGCCAAAUGUACUCACACUAAUGGGAGCUAUGUCGCUCCUAGUGAUGCAUUACUGUAUCCUAGCUUACGUACCAGGACUGGAGAGUACAGCAGCACCGGCGUGGCUACCCUUGCUCAUUGCCAUCACCACUGCUGUCUACAUGACACUAGAUGGUAUAGACGGAAAACAAGCACGAAAAUUGGGAGUAAGCUCACCAUUAGGUCAGUUACUCGACCACGGGGUAGACGCCGUGGUGUCGGUAUUCUAUCCAUAUAUGUGCUUCACACUAUUCCCAAACGGAUAUACCAUACCAAUGAUGCUUUUGUGCUGUAGCUCACCCAUACAUGUACUAUGUACAGUUUGGCGUGAAAGCGAGUUCCAAACCUUUGUUCACACGAACGGAGUCGUCGGAGUGACGGAAACAAACCUCGCAAUGAUAGGACUGCAGAUUCUAUACUAUUACAGCAGACCAUAUCUAUAUAAAAAAAUUGGUACCGUAUUCGGUAACCAUGCAAUUGUUAUAUUUGUUAGUCGGUUCUUCCCAAGAAUAGUCGACUUGGGGAGCCUGAUCUUUUAUGUUAUCCUAGCACUCGCUUAUGUAGAAGGAAUGUCCGGCAUAGUGGGACUACUAAGAGACACAAGCCAUCGCAGGAAGUAUCUCACAUUCAUAUGCUCAGCCAUUGCCCAUGUUUACCCAGCAUACUACAUGGCAUACGUAUUACCCUCAAAAUCAAGGAUAAUAGGAUGCCUAUUCGCAUCAACGCUAUGCGCAGUAGUAUGCGUAAACAACAUAGUCUGCCUACUGUCAAGGAUGCCACUCAGGUCGAUUCAUUGGGCACUCAUACCACACUACGUAAUAAUAAUGCAGUACUUCGGUCUCGGAAUCAUGAACAAAUAUGGAUUCGCGGUCAAGACACUCGCACACGCAACUCUACACAAAAUACUACUCGCAGGAACUAUAUACGGAUUCACAUGCAUAGUAUACAUAUUCGCCAAGACUAUAUCCGAAAUUAUGGAAUACCUAGACAUACCACUACUUACUGUACGCAGAGGCAAUCGUCCCAAGGCGUCAUAA